CUAGAAUCAGUACUAAGCUGUAUGUUUACCAAUCAGAAGCUACGUCACAGAUUAAGAGACUUGCAUGACCCCAACAAAACGUCAUCAAAGAGAGGGAAUGCAUUGUUGAUAGCAUGUUUACGUGACAGACGUUGAAAGAAUAUGCAAUGAGUUUUUUGCUCCUUUACUUGCUGGAAUUUCCCAGGGUGCCACUUCGCCGGGUGGUAAUUUCAAUAGGCAGACACCAGGGGCAGCAACAAAGAAGCAAUGUUUCAGUGUCUUGAAAACUACUAGUGAACUCACUCAACUUGGAUAGAACAAGGAGAGGUCCCCCGUGGAUGCAUCUAUUAUGGGAUUAAUCACUAGUAUUUGUGAUCAAAAUAAUAAGGAAGAAGAGAAUUAUGAGGACCGCAUAUAUGUUCUAGUGCUGACUGAAGAUCCUGUAUGCUAGUGUGGAAUGUGAGUAAUUGAAGUUGUCAUGUGCACUGACAGUCGGAAACUUUGCAACUGCGCAAUUAAAAUUUGUCACGGGCUGUAGUACGAGCAGUGGAAUCAUUCCAAUACUGCUGUAGAUCGUUUCAUGAUUGAUUUUCUGGCUGGCCUUCAGUGUUCUGGGUAUAUUUAGGCAUCAUGACUGUAUGAAUUUUUGUGAAAUGCUGAUUCUUGUUUCUUCCGCAUUCUCAAGAUGAAAAAGAAAAGCAGCUCCUGCUCUACAGCUUAAAAUCAAAUGUAGGCACACCUGACACCGUCGAAACUUGAGUAUUUGUUUGGACAUGGUUAGUUUCAGCUGCAUCUCAGUGGCGGUUCUCUCGACGUAGACAAGAUUUUCCCAAUUUCACAUUCAUGUAGACAAGAAACAUGGAGGAAGUCUGCUUUAGAUACAUGGCAAUAGGGCUGGAAUUGAAACCUUUAUGGGUUCGAUCUGCUUUAUCCGGGGUACAUCUACUAACUAAUGUCUUAGAAUAUCAACUUUUAACACUCCCAAUAAUGCUCUGGAAGGAGAUACCGGGUUGGUUAAAACUGAAAUCCUUUGUCUCUUCUCAGUUCUCCCUUUGUCUUUUUCCGAUCUCGUCUUUUCUCUCCGAUCAUAUUCCGGGAAUGGAAGGGGAAGGGGUACGCCAACAGCUGGCUGAAAUCAACAGAAAGAUGAAACAUUUCCGUGCCAUGGUCCCUGUUGUGGUUUUUUCGUCAGUUGAAUUAAUGUGGUUGAUUCAGGGAUUUGGGAACAUUGAGAGAGUAAUGAUUAUUACUCUCCUAAAUUACCGAGCUGACGUGAAAUCGCCAAAUAAAUAUCAGGAAAAACUUGACUGAUUUGUUUUGAUUCUUGCAUGUUUUCCAUGGAUACUUUCCCUUGUACUUAUGCUACUCUUUUGUAAAUGUCCUGAUUGGAAUGUCCUCUUAUUUGUGCAAAGU
Molecule: messenger RNA, 1392 nt
Organism: Oldenlandia corymbosa var. corymbosa
Lineage: Eukaryota; Viridiplantae; Streptophyta; Magnoliopsida; Gentianales; Rubiaceae
Source: the annotation of a GenBank genome assembly